CUCUCUCUCUUUCUUUUUCGGUUUCCUAAAGCCAUACUCUUUCCGGAUUUCAUCUACUGUUUAUUCCUCUCUCUUUCUCUCUCAAAACCGCCGGAAAACCUCUCUGUUGUCGCCGGUAAACCGCUUGUUUGCCGGUAUUAGUUCCGUUCAUCCUUUCCGGUGAACAGUUCGCGGCACGAGCAGUUACACACACGCACAGGAGCUAUUUAACCGGUGGAAAUUGUUUGUUUCUAGAGCCUAAGGCGGUUUAACCGGUGGAAACUGUCCGAUCUUUGCGUUAGAGACGGUUUCGAGAUAAUGUGGCGGUGAUACGUGACGAGAUCGUGAUUUGCGGUUGAAGUUUGUUGCGGUGUAACUGAUUCUGUUAUUCUGUUUCGUUCGUGAAGUGAGAGAAGACGGAGGCUUCCGGUGAGAAAGUUCGGAAUGAGAUGGUGGAAGGAAGGGUUUGUUUCACCAGAGAAGACACGUUAAAAUAUCUGAAGCAUAAGAGGCUUCAGCGGAUGAAAUCCGGCACUGUGAACGAUGCUGCAUUUGUGUCUAACCUAAUGACUCGAAGUGGAGGAGAUGCAUUAAGAGGUUCUGCAUCUUCAAGUGAUGGAUUAUUCAGCAAUCUGGAUUCAUGUGGGCGAGAUAAUACGUCAAAACCCACAGUUGAAAAGUUCGAUUUAAACGAUCUUGAUUGGACAGAUAAGGUUCCAGAGUGCCCUGUAUACUUUCCAAGUAAAGAAGAGUUUGAGGAUCCUUUGGUUUAUCUCCAAAAGAUAGCUUCAGAAGCUUCAAGAUUUGGUAUAUGCAAGAUUGUUUCGCCUUUGAGUGCUUCAGUUUCUGCUGGUACAGUUUUGACAAGAGAGAAAGUUGGUUUUAAGUUUACUACACGAGUGCAACCUCUUCGUCUUGCUGAGUGGAAUACUGAUGAUAAAGUCACCUUCUUCAUGAGUGGAAGAAAUUAUACAUUCCGUGAUUAUGAGAAACUGGCGAACAAGAUAUUUGCUCGUAGAUAUUACAGCACUGGGUAUCUUCCUGUUUCAUAUAUGGAAAAAGAGUUCUGGCAUGAGAUAGCAUGUGGAAAGACAGAAAGUGUUGAAUAUGCUUGCGAUGUUGAUGGCAGUGCUUUUUCUUCUUCUCCCACUGAUCAACUUGCAAGUAGCAAAUGGAAUUUAAAGAAAGUCUCAAGACUGUCCCAUUCUACUCUACGUCUGCUUGAAACAACGAUUCCGGGAGUUACCGAGCCUAUGCUUUACAUUGGUAUGCUAUUUAGCAUGUUUGCCUGGCAUGUAGAAGAUCAUUACUUAUAUAGUGUGAAUUAUCAUCAUUGUGGAGCUGCAAAAACAUGGUACGGUGUUCCCGGUCAUGCCGCUCUGGAUUUCGAAAAGGUGGUUCGAGAAAAAGUGUACACUAACGACAUUUUAUCAGCAGAUGGGGAAGAUGGUGCUUUCGAUGUUCUUUUAGGAAAGACAACCUUAUUUCCUCCAAAUAUAUUAUCGCAACACAAUGUUCCGGUUUAUAAAGCUGUUCAAAAACCUGGAGAAUUUAUCGUAACCUUCCCACGAGCAUAUCAUGCGGGAUUUAGCCAUGGUUUCAAUUGCACCGAGGCUGUAAAUUUUGCAAUCGGUGAUUGGUUCUUGUUGGGAUCAGUCGCUAGUCAUCGUUACGCACUUUUAAACCGUAUACCGCUUCUUCCUCACGAGGAACUUUUGUGCAAAGAAUCCAUGAUUCUCCAUUCAAGUAUGGAAUAUGAAGAUCGAUCUUGUGAGGAUGGAAUAUCUCAUAGACACAUUAAAGCAGCAUUCGUGAAUUUGAUCCGUUUUCAACACCGUAUACGUUGGUGUCUAAUGAAAUCAAGAGGAUACAUGGGUGCUUCCACGCAUUCUCAUGGAACUAUUCUCUGCAGUGUUUGCAAACGCGACUGUUAUGUGGCGUAUAUUAACUGUGGUUGCUAUCUACAUCCUGUAUGCCUUCGCCAUGAGUUUAAGCUACUUAACCUACCUUGUGGAGACAAAUUUACAAUCUCGGUAAAGGACGAUAUCUUAGACAUGGAGGAUGUAGCGAAAAUGUUUGAGCAAGAAAAAGAUAUUAUAUAUGAGGUUCAACGGCAAUCUAAAGUUUCCACUGACAUGAUUCUACUAUCUAAAUUGUAUCCGAUAACUGAACACGAAGCGUAUAAUCCAUAUUGCAAAAUCUCUUUUGGACCUGAUCUGAACAAGCGGUGUGGUUCGGAGAUUCUGGAUGCGUCUACAGUCUGUUCUUCAUCAGAAAGUUUAUCUUUAACUAACCAUCAGGUACAUGGUGAUAGUAAUUAUACUGUGGAGGUUAGAAAUACGUGUCAAGAAAGUGAUGAUUCUGACUCGGGAACGUUUAGGGUCAAACGCCGUGCAUCUUCAAAGUCAGAGAACAGAAAUGCAUAUGAUUCUGUCCCUCCAGGUUUUGAAAAUCAGGGGCUAAAACGGUUGAAGAGAGUACAACCCGAAGUAAGAUCUCGGCAUGAUUCAGCAUCCGAGCGUUCUAUUCACUAUAAAGAAGCGGAUCAAAUUGUAUCAAAUAGAGGAUCCACCACUCACAUCUCAAUUAAGUACAACAAGACGGGAAAUGAAGAAGCUGUGAGUAAAUAUAAAGAUUGCAACUUGAACCAUGAACCUGGAAAAACCACAAGGGAACCACCGCAUCAAGAGAAAGGUCCAAAACGACUAAAAAUUAAAGGCCCUUCAAUUACAGGGUCGGACUACUUACACUUCACACGUUGACUACUGAUUUCUUAGAGCGUUGACUUUUUUCUAAUUUCUAACAAACAAGGGAAAGCAGCAGAGAAUUGACCCACAAAUUUUUAGAUGAAAGAAAAGUACAUUUUUUUUUUGUGCAGACCUCAAAUUGGGGUGUGAUUUGCACGGUGGCGAAUAUGUAACGUUUCUUGGGCCGGGUUCAUUUUAAAGAAUUCGGCAGCAGAUUUUUCUUUUCUAUCAGUUUCUGCAAAAUUUGAAGGUAAAAGUAGUCGUGAUUUUAGCAGUUUCUUUUGAUGUACAUCUUGUUAUUAACUGUUGAUUAAUUUUUUUGUGAGAUGGAAAGUGUCACAAAGUCUGCUUCUUUCAUUCUUUUUCCAGCAAUAAAAAAUUCAGAUAUUUUUUAA
Helianthus annuus (common sunflower) is the source of this 3121-nucleotide messenger RNA. Its product is annotated as lysine-specific demethylase JMJ706. The record is from RefSeq and is a predicted model, not a curated record. Gene Ontology annotation, molecular function: histone demethylase activity. Gene Ontology annotation, biological process: chromatin remodeling. Gene Ontology annotation, cellular component: nucleus. The transcript is spliced from 11 exons. Bases 429 to 2741 code for a protein of 770 amino acids. NCBI's taxonomy places the organism in Eukaryota, Viridiplantae, Streptophyta, Magnoliopsida, Asterales, Asteraceae.